AUGUCAUUCAAAGGGUUUAAGAAGUCAAUAGUGAGGGCCCCCCAGAAUUUUCGUCAAAAGAUGAAUAUGGGAGAAGUCACUAGUGAUGCCGUUUAUCAAGAUGCAGAAAGGAGAUUUAAAGAGAUGGAGAGUGAAACCAAGAAGUUGAGUAGUGAAUCCCAGCGUUAUUUUAAGUCAGUGAAUGGGAUGUUGGAUUAUCAAAUUGAUUUCAGUAAAGCCAUUGAAGAGAUUUAUAAGCCAAUUAGUGGUCGAUUAAGUGAUCCAAGUUCUACAAUUCCCGAAGAUAAUCCGGAGGGGAUUCAAGCCUCAGAACAAUAUAGAGAAGUAGUCAAUGAAUUAAAGGAAACAUUGAAACCGGAUUUAGAAUUGAUUGAAAAAAGAAUUGUGCAGCCAGCACAAGAAUUAUUAAAAGUGAUUCAAUCGAUUCGUAAAAUGGCUACUAAAAGAGAUCAUAAACAAGUUGAUUUAGAUAGACGUAAUAGAACAUUUAAAAAAUAUGAAGAGAAAAAGGAAAGAACCCCUAAAGAUGAAGAAAAAAUGUAUAGUGCAGAAGCAGAAGUACAAGUUGCACAACAAGAAUAUGAUUAUUAUAAUGAAUUAUUGAAAAAUGAAUUACCAAUAUUAUUUCAAAUGCAAAGUGAUUUUAUCAAGCCAUUAUUUGUGAGUUUCUAUUAUAUGCAAUUAAACAUUUUCUAUACCUUAUAUCAAAGAAUGGAAGAAUUAAAAAUUCCUUAUUUUGAUUUACAAAGUGAUAUCGUGGAAGCUUAUCAUUUUAAAAAGGGUAACGUCGAAGAACAAACCGAUGCAAUUGGGGUUACUCACUUCAAAGUUGGCCACGCUAAAAAUAAAUUGGAAGCUACUAAAAGAAGACAACAAUUAAUGGCUAACCAUAAUACCGGUACCACCAACAGUGCCAGCACCACUGGCACUGGUGAGCAAUUACCAGCUUACACUUCUGGCCAAUACUCUGGAUACCAACCAGAUCAAAAGGCCACUUACCAACCAGAUCAAAAGGCCACUUAUCAACCUCCUCAAUACGGUACCCAGUCUGCUUCUGCCUCAACGGUAACUAGCCCAGUAACUGGGUACUCUUCUCCUUUGAGUGCACCGGCAAUCCCAUCCUACGGUGCUAGCCAAACGUGUACUGCAUUAUACGACUACACUGCCCAAGCCCAAGGUGAUUUAACGUUUACUGCGGGCUCAGUAAUUGAAAUCAUUGAUCGCACCAGUGACGCCAAUGGUUGGUGGACCGGUAAGUACAAUGGUCAAACUGGGGUUUUCCCGGGUAAUUACGUUCAAUUAAAUUAA
Hyphopichia burtonii NRRL Y-1933 is the source of this 1308-nucleotide messenger RNA. It is a transcript of the gene RVS167, whose product is annotated as amphiphysin. Lineage: Eukaryota; Fungi; Ascomycota; Pichiomycetes; Serinales; Debaryomycetaceae. The coding region runs from base 1 to 1308 and encodes 435 amino acids. Gene Ontology annotation, cellular component: Rvs161p-Rvs167p complex; medial cortex; actin cortical patch. Gene Ontology annotation, molecular function: lipid binding; protein binding. The transcript has a single exon. The record is from RefSeq and is a predicted model, not a curated record. Gene Ontology annotation, biological process: endocytosis; plasma membrane tubulation; actin cortical patch localization.